Molecule: messenger RNA, 3676 nt
Organism: Drosophila subpulchrella
Lineage: Eukaryota; Metazoa; Arthropoda; Insecta; Diptera; Drosophilidae
Gene: Cap-H2
Exons: 9
Coding region: 335-3382 (1015 amino acids)
Biological process (GO): meiotic chromosome condensation; mitotic sister chromatid separation
Cellular component (GO): condensin complex; nucleus
Molecular function (GO): chromatin binding
Source: RefSeq, a predicted model, not a curated record
CUCGCUCGGAGAGCAAAACAAAAUAAGAAAUACAUAUAUCUUGGGGUGAAUAGGAAAUUGUUCCUGCACCGAUUCGCGCCAAUUCCACGCAAGGAAAUGAAACCCAAGACGCGGAAAUAGGACCAAGUCGGGGACAAACCAUAUAGUCGGAUCGUCGAGGACGCGACGGCGUGCCUCCACUCCACCAUUUUGUUUUCCCCCACACCUCGUGUGCACUUUGUUUGUUCGUGUGCGUGUUUGCAGUGUUUGUGCAAAUCAAAGUGCUCCCAGAAUGCCUGUAAAAUGUGCGAAACCCAUCUUGAGAAACACUUUUCGUAGUUUCGACCAGUGAACCAUGGAUAGGCCAUCCCCGGAAGAGGCGGCCUCCUUCAGCGAAGCACGGAAACAGAUCUUGGAAAUCGCCCGGAAUCGACCUGGCACCCAGGUGGCCAAGUGCAUCCUCGCCUACGAUGAGCAGCUGGACCUCGGAUCGCUGAUCCUCCUGCUCGAGGAGCUCUCCAAGAACACCGACUACUCCACAGACCUGCGGAUAUCACUGGGAUAUUACAUUGAGGAGCUACUGCGCCACUGUUUGGGAAGUAACCAUGUUGCCCGGCGAUCGGCCAUUGUGGCGGCGGGAAGUGCCCUCCAGUACUGCGGCAAGAUCUAUGGAGACCGCGUGGAGUACAUGUACCAGGUGGUGGAGCACCAGAUCGAGGCCCUGCUCACCUCAGAGCCUCAGAAGGAGCCGGCCAGCGGCAGCAGUGGAGCGGACAACAAUGCCCCUAAGCCGGAGGAGCCGCGCAAACGCCGCGCCAAGAAGCUGACCAAGAAGGAAGUAGAUCCCUAUCUGCUCACCGUGGAACCGCGAAGAUUCAAGACGAUGUCGGACGAGAAAAGGUUCAACCAGACGGGCUUUGUGAAGUGCACGAGGAAUCGGACGAUAGAGUACCUUUAUCAGGAUCACACGCCGCCCAACCUGUGGAGACACGCGCCCAUUGUGGAUCCCCACAAUCCCUACGACCAGGAUGAGAAGAAGCAGUACAAAAUGUUUACGUAUCAUGUGGAGCAUCGAUAUAACACGCUGCUGCCAGACAUUCCCUUCGAGCGGUUAAAUCUGAUCAAGGAAUAUGUGCAUUCGAACCAGGUGAACACUGCGGAGAUACUAAACGAGCACAUGACCACGAAGGAUUACCUGGACGAGUACAUUGCGCUGGAAAACCAAAUGCUGGCCGCACGCUAUGGAGCCACUGUCAGGACGAGAAGAAGAAUGGACGAAUCGGGGAAAAGAUCACUGGAUGGCACUACGGAAACGGAGCUGGCGAAAAAAGUGCGACUGGAGGAGAAUCAGCCCAUGGAUUUGGAAGAAACUGCACCUGCUGUAGCAAUGGACGUCGAUAAACUGACGAUGAGGGAAAACGAUAUAUCACUAGCCACCGGCGAUGGUUUGCAGAACCAGAUAUCAGUGGAUUUGGGACUGGGCGAAUCAAUCAACACAAGUCAGGAGGACAGCACGAUCAAUACCACGAUGGACGUCAGCCAGGUGGAGAAUUCCACUUUAAGCGUUAGCCAAGUUGACUCCGCUUUAAGCGAAAGUCAAGUGCAGGACUCGUCCCUGAGCGCCAGCCAGGUUGAUAACUCCUUGAGUGUUAGCCAAGUAGAGAAUCCCCCGCUGAGCAGCACGUUGGCCAUCAACGAGUCCAGUGUCUUGGACAGCACGAGACUGGACUUGCCACCCCCUAAAGACGAAUCUCUCGAGGAGCUGUUGCAAAUCGAUUCCGGGAUCGGUAUGGAAGAGGUUUCCCAUUCCUCUCACGUGCAUACAGGCCAGUCUUUUGACGAUGAAGGUGUUGUUCUUUCAGAUGUAGAAGAUCACCGCCUGCUGACGGACCUGAUAAUCAGUUCCGAAGAGAUAGAAGCGAAGACAGUUCAAAUUAUUGAGAUGAAUGACGAUGUGGCAGUGAAUGUUCCCAGGGAGGUCUGCUACCCCAUUCUGCUGAAUUUUUUGAGACUUCCACAUAAGGGCCUGCGUCGUAAAUGUUUCUUUAAACUUCCAACAGCGUUUGACUUGUUCAAGCAAGCGCGACUUCCUGCCAAGCGAGAAGCACAACCAAAGCCUCCAACCGCGGCCAGAGUUUCGACUUUGCGGACAGAUAAAGAAACUCCCCAAACAACGGAAAGGAAUACCGGCUCUUCCAGUUGCUUAGAGUUUGACGAGGAGUUUAAUUUCUUGGGCUUUCAUCAACGUCGACCCACAUUCGACUCUGGUUUUGAUAUUGAGGACAUGCGAGUUGGGUCAGGAGCUGUUUCUACCAUCGGAGAAGUUAAAGUUGAGGUUGAAGACCCAACUGAAAACCAAGCGAGUAAGGCAAUUAACGAAACUGUGGCCGAAGCCCUAGAAGAGUCUGUAAACAUCAGAAUGGAAAGUGGAUUGGGGGAUUCAAUAGCUUCUGAGAUAAAUGACACUACCGCAAACCAGGGUGCAGAUUCGUCAAAACUUGAAGUGACUGAAAACUCCGGAACGGAAAGCGGAUUGGAGGCUACAGCUAACUCAGGAAUGGAGAGCGGAUUGGGACCGAACAUAAGUUCUGAAUUGGACGCCACCGCUGAGCCAAACGCAUUGGACAGCGGAAUUUUAGAUACCACUCAACUUGACAAUUCAGCAUUGGAGAUCUCCACAAUGCUAGACCUAACAACCUUAAAUGACAAAGCACCUGCGAAGGAUUUGCCUGCUAAUACACCAGCACCAGAUGAUAGUAUACAGGAUGCAGGCGUCGAGGACUGCGGUGAUUCAAUAAGAUCCGAAUCGCCGCUGGAAAAUGACAUCUCCGAUAUCCCUGAUUCCAGCUCUAUGAUUCGAGACUGGCAUAGAAGGCUGGCUCCCGCUUUGGAGGCAGCUCAUGAACGCCAGAAUUUUAACAUCAAAGACCUGGGCACUGAGAUCUUGGAGGUUUGUAAGGCGGGCGAUGGAACAGCCACUUUAGCUGAAGUCAUGGCUGACAAGGAUCCUAGUAUCAUGUGUCGCUACAUGCUGGCCUCACUAGUACUGACGAACCACGGGAACGUGACCUUGCAUUUCGGAAAUCGCGAUAAAAGUAAGCCCAUCGAAAUGUCUCAGUUUCAUAUGAAACUGAAGAGUACGCAGCGAAUGGAAAUACAUCCCGAGGAUGACGUCGGCAACAUGAGUGCAGCCAAGAGUAAAUCGGAUGUCAAUAUGAAGGCCGGGCCGAGCAAACCGGCGCAUGUACAAAUGAAGCGAAAGUCUACGGACAUGGCUUCUCCCGAGGUGUUUGCAAAAACUGUGCGUUUGAUUCAGCCCAUCCCAAAGAUGAGGCCGACUCCCUCCGAUGCCGACUCGGGGAUAUCUUCGAUGGGCUCUUCAUUGGCAUCGGCACCUCCAUAAAAUUAGUAGUAGUCUUGUGUCCUGUCUUAAAUGUGUUGAUUAGUUAUAUUCAAGCCCCUGUGUAGGCUCGUAGCGUCCAGUUGUAGUAUCCAGUUUGUGUGCCCCCCUAUCCGAAUUAUGUAUGUAAAUCUUUAUAUUAUAUUAUUUUCAGGUCCAGCGAACAAUGCACUUUACGCAGCAGUACAACAAGAUCAAGAGGCUGCGCUAAAUUUAAGAUCUUGCCAGAUAUCGAAUUAUUAUCCAUUAUGUUCAAAUGUAAGUUUAGACCGCCCAAUAUGAACAGGCUGGCAAUAG